Messenger RNA from Blumeria graminis f. sp. triticale, 1386 nucleotides. The record is from the annotation of a GenBank genome assembly. Lineage: Eukaryota; Fungi; Ascomycota; Leotiomycetes; Helotiales; Erysiphaceae.
CGAACCAACAGAGCGAUUCAUACUUUAAACCGUCGUCCUCCUCUAACGUCAAAUUUUAUUUAUUUUUCACGUUCGGGAGCGAUCUCGUGGACUAUGUCUUCAAACAUACUGUUAAGACUCCCUCCUGAAUUGAUAGAGAAGAUUAUCGAACACACGGAGAGUUGGUGUUGUCAAUGGAAUCUUAAGAAUUACUUAGCUUUAGCAAUUACAGACAAGCGCCUGAAUAUGUUGGCCGUUCCUUUUCUUUACCAGCACAUCAGAAUAAGAGCUGGGCAAAUAAAUCUAUUAGCCCGAAGCUUAAAGAAUCGACCUGAAAAUGCAAAGUUUAUAAAGUUUCUGCACAUAAACGUUUAUGAUCCUUUGUCUGCUGAUCAGCUGGAGAGCAUCGAAUCUAUAUUAUGCUACGCAAUACAACUUGAAUUUGUGAUAUUCCCUACUCUCCUUGAGUUUAUUAGAAUUUCGAAAAACAGCCAUCUUAGCAAACUUCAAGUGUUUGAGCUGAGAGAUCUAUGUGGUAGAGAAGAAAUAAUUAGUUUUGAAGAACUUGAUAAAUUUCUUUUACUCCCAGAACUUCAUAGCUUCUGUAUUACUAGUCCCUAUGGAAUAAUUCUACCUGAAGAAAAUAUAAUCUCGAGAACACAAGAGAUGUCGAAAAGUAUUAAAAAAUGCAAAUUAAAGGCGCUGCAUCUUGUCGGUUCACAAGUAGAUACGACGAUCGAUUACAUUCUGGCUUCAGCUUCGAACCUUGAGGAGUUCUGCUGGGACGACAACGACCGAACUGAGCCAUUCGACAUACUGACAUUCCUUGCCCCUGUCAGGAAAACCUUGACCUACAUUCGGAUUACCGAUGCAUGGUUUGUUCAUUAUCAGCCAACUAAUUUUAGAGCGAAUAAUUUCAAUAAGUUGGAAAGAUUAUACUUAAACUCGAAAGUCUUCUCACCAUCUGCACUUCGUAAAAGCCUCCACACCUGUCUCCCGCCAAGUCUUAUCUCAAUAAAGCUUUAUUUUGAUAAUACUUCAAUUUUCGAUGCCGAAUUCAGCCAGAUCUCACACUUUUACGUGAUAGAAGAUUACGACUGGAUCGAGGAAUUUGGAAAAAAUCUGGCAGAAUAUCUACCAAAGCUUCAAGAAUUCUUUUUAUGGGAGGUAAAUUGGGACGAUAGUUUUGAUCUACCCGCGGAAGAUGAUGACUUUAAUAAUUCAUUCAAAGAAUGGAAUAUACCGCCAUCCGUAGAUAGGAUUUACCAGUCGCGAAAAGUAGAACUUUCUAUUCAGUUGAGAACCUCCUACCGCAGUUUUCAUAGUCGGGGAAUUGGUGAAGUAAAUGAAAAUGGAGAACGAUUUUACUACAUUCCUAGUCCAAAGAGAUUAAGUACCAGCUCCUAA